Messenger RNA from Pelobates cultripes (western spadefoot toad), 621 nucleotides. The record is from the annotation of a GenBank genome assembly. NCBI's taxonomy places the organism in Eukaryota, Metazoa, Chordata, Amphibia, Anura, Pelobatidae.
AUGGUCCGCAAUAAGAAGCUCCUCACCCAAGGAGGCCCUCCACACUGCCAAACCGGCACGAUGGACGACUUCGUGUCCACACCGGGCACCCUCGGUGGCUCCGGGCCGGCAGACAAUAUGGCGCUUGGAUCCCCAGACCUGGAAAGCGCGGGAAGCUCCACAGCAGAUGGCGUCUGGGAAGACACCCUGGCGCUGAUCCGACAGGAGCUGGCUGCUAUCUCAGGGCAAAAGAAGACAGACACCAGCAGCCUCAUACAAGACCUCCGGACAGCAGUCCGUAAGGAGAUUGCGGCCCUGUGCACAGAUCUCUCAGCGGUUGAAGAACGCGUGGAGGCCCUUGAAACUGAAGCCCAGACGAGCCGCAGACAACACCAGGCGGUGGAAAUAGCUACAACCCGACAAAGAAACCUGCUCCUGUCCCUCCGGCACCAGGUCGAGGACCUGGAAUACCGCAGCAGACGACACAACAUCCGCAUACGUGGCCUGCCAGAGCCGGAUGCAACCCCCGUGCCCGACACGAUCACAGCCCUUUUCCAAGAGAUUCUGGGCCGAGACUGCCCACCAGAAAUCCAGUUUGACCGGGUCCAUAGGGCACUGGGACCGCCAAGGCCAGACGACUGA